Messenger RNA from Cloeon dipterum, 1295 nucleotides. RefSeq names its product putative autophagy-related protein 11. The record is from RefSeq and is a predicted model, not a curated record. NCBI's taxonomy places the organism in Eukaryota, Metazoa, Arthropoda, Insecta, Ephemeroptera, Baetidae. The transcript is spliced from 6 exons. Bases 32 to 1027 code for a protein of 331 amino acids.
UUAUCGUUAUUCCUGGUACAUAGCGGGAGUGAUGGAAGGAGUUUUCGCCGAGUAUUUGCCAAGAUUGGUGGCUUCGUGGAAUCCUCAAUGUAGUGCUGUUAAUAGGAGUGUCAUUCACCAACUUGGGCAGCAAAUUGUCGCUCUCGAAGAAGAAUUGAAUUGCCUCCGGAAAAGCGUGCGAUCUGAUAUUGAGGUCAAGGUUACUUUGGCAACCCGGGACAAGGAAAUCGAAGCCCUGCGUGAGUCGAUAGGCCGACUGGAAAGGGUCCUGAUCAAGGCGAACCAGCGGAUCAUUGAUUUGGAGCAGCAAAAUGAAAAGCUUAUUAUUCAGCAACACAGCGACCGACAAGUCAUUAGAAGUCUUAGCACCAAGCUGAAAAUCAAGCCAUCAGAAUUGGCGAAAGUGGUGAGCAGCGGGGAAUGGGAUCCAAAUGACGCCGCUUUGUCACUGGAGAAAUUGUCCUUGGUCAAGAAUUACGAAGCGCUGAAGAGGAGAUUCAUAGAAGUAAACCGUGUGCACGCGUUGUCUGUUGAGAAAUUGGAAGAAGCUAAUCAACUUGCAUUGAAGGAAAAGUCAUUAGAUAUUGAGGAGCUGAGAAACAGAAAUAAAGAGCUUCAAUCUCGACUUGAGCAAAAACGGAUGGGAAUUCUAGACAGAAAAGUGGCGGCUCUAGAAAACAUCCAAAAAGAUUAUGCCAAGGCAGUGUUAUCCAGCUAUGAUCACAAGAAAGCUGUCAAGUCAGGACCAAAAGACUUGCACUACCAUGAACUAAUCAGAAUAAUUGACAAAUUGGAAAGAGAGAAAAAAGACCUAGAAGCUCAGUGUGAAGAGAGGAAAAAACAUGUGGAUGAAGAAAUACUGCUUCUUAAAACACAAUUCAAGCAGCUGCAAAAGAGGAAAAGACUUGACGAGGAAGGUUUGAGAAACCAUGUUCGAUUAUUAGAGGAUCAGCUGAAAAGGAUGAUGACAAGGCUGCAGGCAAGCAAAUCUAACUCCAGCGACACAAAUAAUGAUGACAGUAAUUGAGCUCAAUGAAUAUAAUUGUAUGACAAUACAUUCACAUUCCAUGAAUUCUUUGGUUUAUCAUAAGAAUAAAGUAUAAUGGGAUAAAAAAAUCUUGAUGAUACCUUUGCAUGUGCAUUAUUAUAUUUAAUGCCGUGUUGAGUAUUGAAUGAAUGCGUGAACCAAAUGUUUAGCCAUGACUGGCUUUUUGUGCUUCUGAUAAAUGUAUCAAUUUUGGAAAUUUGAAUGACGUGCAGUUUGCAUAAAUUAAUAAAAAAGCAUGCCAAAUUGA